Messenger RNA from Boleophthalmus pectinirostris (great blue-spotted mudskipper), 5793 nucleotides. RefSeq names its product calcitonin receptor-like a (gene calcrla). The record is from RefSeq and is a predicted model, not a curated record. Bases 99 to 1739 code for a protein of 546 amino acids. Gene Ontology annotation, cellular component: plasma membrane. Gene Ontology annotation, molecular function: calcitonin receptor activity; adrenomedullin receptor activity; calcitonin gene-related peptide receptor activity. Gene Ontology annotation, biological process: cell surface receptor signaling pathway; adenylate cyclase-activating G protein-coupled receptor signaling pathway; angiogenesis. The transcript has 15 exons. Lineage: Eukaryota; Metazoa; Chordata; Actinopteri; Gobiiformes; Gobiidae.
UUUUUUUCAGACCAACGGGGGGAAACUUUGAGGACUUGUGACCGCCUCGGCUGCACUCCUGCCCGGUGUUUUGCUGAUCUGAUCUGGGAAUUGAACUAAUGACCUCGUUGCUGGGAGGCAGUAACAUCUCCAACACUUUGCCAACACCAUUCUGUGUUAUCUGGACUCCUGGAGCGUUUUGUCCUUUUCUUUUCCAGGGAAGAGCUGGAGCACACUUCACUCAACUACAUCAGAGACUGCUGGACCAGAGACCAGCGCUGACCACAGAUUGGACACUAAGAAGAUCUUGCUGUGUCCUCGGACCAAACAAAAUGGCGGCGUGGAUGGGCAGCUGGGUCACUCCGCUGCUGUUACUCUGCAGUUUCACACAGUUUUCUGCAGAGGCCAGUCCAGAGGUGAACGAGACGCAGCAGCACCCCACAAACGUGUACCACGACAUGGGGGUGACCCGGAACAAGAUCGUCACCGCUCAGUUUGAGUGUUACCAGAAAAUACUCAAGGACUCAGCAGGAAACAGGAACGACUCCGUGUGUAACCGGACGUGGGACGGCUGGCUGUGCUGGGACGACACCAAAGCAGGAGUGAUCGCAGAGCAGCACUGUCCUGACUACUUUCAGGACUUUGACCCCUCAGAGAUGGUGACGAAGAUCUGCACUGACAGCGGGCAGUGGUUUCUUCAUCCAGAGUCCAACCGAACAUGGACCAACUACACCCGAUGCAACGAGCACACCAACGAAGGCAGAGUGACGGCCAUGAACCUGUUCUACCUGGCUCUGAUCGGACACGGCCUCUCGCUCACCUCACUCUUCGUCUCUCUGGGCAUCUUCUUCCACUUCAAGAGCCUGAGCUGCCAGAGGAUCACGCUCCACAAAAACCUCUUCUUCUCGUUCGUCUUAAACUCGGUGAUCACCAUCAUCUGGCUCACGGCUGUGGCCAACAACCAGGAGCUGGUGCAGAGGAACCCUACGAGUUGUAAAGUGUCCCAGUUCAUCCACCUCUACCUGUUUGGCUGUAACUACUUCUGGAUGCUGUGCGAGGGCAUCUACCUGCACACUCUCAUCGUGGUGGCCGUGUUCGCCGAGAAACAACAUCUGCUCUGGUACUACCUCCUUGGAUGGGGUUUCCCACUGAUUCCUGCUUCGAUCCACGCCAUCGCCAGAAGCUACUACUACAACGACAAUUGUUGGAUCAGCUCUAAAACGUCGCUGCUCUACAUCAUCCACGGGCCCAUCUGCGCUGCCCUGCUGGUAAAUCUGUUCUUCCUGCUGAACAUCGUGCGCGUGCUCAUCACUAAACUCAAAGUGACGCACCAGGCCGAGUCCAGUCUGUACAUGAAGGCGGUGAGGGCCACGCUCAUCCUGGUCCCUCUGCUCGGGAUCCAGUACGUGCUCCUCCCGUACAAACCCGAAGGACGCGUCUCCUCCGAGAUCUACGACUACAUCAUGCACAUACUCAUGCACUACCAGGGUCUCCUAGUGGCAACCAUCUUCUGCUUCUUCAACGGAGAGGUGCAGGCGGUUCUGCGCAGACACUGGUCCCAGUACCAGCUGCAGUUCUCCAGCGUGGGGACCCACUCAGACGCCCUGCGCUCGGCCUCCUACACCGCCACCUCCAUCACCGAGGUCCACACCACAGACGCCCAGGGGGGGUACUGCCUGGAGCCCCCGCAGACAGAACUGAACGGAAAGAGCUGUCCCGAAGACACCUCCCUCUACCGCCACGAUGGACCCUUCAACUGAAACAGGGGAGGAGGAAGAGAGGAGGAGAGGAGAGGAGGAGGCAUGAUGGACCAUUCAAGUGAAGAGGAGGAGGAGGAGAGGAAGAGAGGAGGAGGCACGAUGGACCAUUUAACUGAAGAUGAGGAAGAGAGGAGGGAGAGGAGGAGGAAGCGUCAGUCUGCACACAGAGAGGAGGGGGACGAUGAUGAAACUACCUACUCUGCAAGGCAAAUGAAGGACUAUUUACACGAGAUUCAACGACACCCACUGAAUCUAUAUUCAAGCACUGAAUAAGCACUAAAUAUACAUCUAUUUUAAAGGUCAACUAGGGAACUUGCUUGUCUCCAUGGAGAUGUCGUUUCUUUGCAUGGAAUGUUCCACAGUAGGGCCUUAAACACAUCUGCCUUGUAUUUAUUAUUUUAGAUAAUACUUUAUUGCAAUGGUGUAGUGGAAAUUUUUUUAAGUGUUGGUAAGCGAUUCGUGACGUCAUCGAUGUGAUGAAUCCCACCUACACCCCCUUAGUCCUGGUUUAGUCCUGGUUCAGUCCUGGUUUAGUCCUGGUUUAGUCUUGGUUCAGUCCUGGUUUAGUCCUGGUUUAGUCUUGGUUUAGUCCUAAGUUCAUCCUUGUUUAGUCCUGUUUUAGUCCUGGUUUAGUGCUGUUUUAGUCCUGUUUUAGUCUUGGUGUAGUCCUGGUCCAGUCCUGGUCCAGUCCUGGUCCGUCAUGUCUCAGGUCUCUAUAGGACAGUAGUGCAGAUAUCAUAAGUCUAUGCAGGUUGUUUUCAUCAUUGCUAGUAGCUCCAGUUCUGACAUGAAGCUACUUUAUAUUUGUUAUUUUUUAUAUCUCACAUCAGGAGAAGUGGGUGGCCGGUGUACCCAGAUCAUAGAUCCGAAAUUUGUUUCGCAAUGAAAGAGCAGCUCCAUCACACAGACACAAUUCAGUGUCAUAAACACACAAACAGUGGAACAAAGACUUCUGAUCUUCUGCUCGUCAUUGCAACUCAAAUUUUAUGAAUGAAGGUCCUUGUUUAGUUUCAGGACAGACCGGUGUAUGAAGGCGUGUUUGAGACUGAGCCUGUUAAAGUGUGGACACAGCACAUGUGUGGAUAGUAGCAGCACAUACUCUGUGUGUGGAACACAGCGACACCAGGACUAAAGCAGGACUAAAACAGGACUAAAACAAGACUAAAACAGGACUAAAACAGGACUGAAGCAGGACUAAACCAGGACUAAAGCAGGACUAAAGCAGGACUAAAACCUGACUCCAACAGGACUAAACCAGGACUACACCAGGACUAAACCAAGACUAAACAUGGACUACACUGGGACUACAGAAUUACUACACCCAACUAAAGCAGGGUUAAAUCAGGACUAAACCAGGACUAAAACAGGACUAAACCAGGAAUUAAGCAGCAUUAAAAAGAGGGUCAGAAAAAGUCCACCCAGGGGUUGGCCCACAAAACGGUUUUUAUAACUCAAAAAUACUGUGAAACACAUGAAUUACUUUGUGCAGACUUGCUUCUCCACAGAUCUGACCAUUGACUCGUCUCCAGUGUGAUAAUUAAGUUUAUUUCCAUACUGUGAAAUAAUCAAGGCAGCACCUCCAAGGAGACAAGCACGUUACGGCCCCUCCACCAGAAAAGUGACACAGUGCACCUUUAACAUCACCUUUAACACUCCCCCCCUUUUCGACUCCUCUCAGUGCCAACGUUUCACUUUCCGCAUGUUUUAAGUUCACAUUUUCGGAGCCCAAUAAGUGCCCACCUGCACUUGACCAGAAAUGAAGAGAGAAACGUCUUCACCUCUAAAUCUGAAUUUUCUUUUGCUAUAAAAAAGCCAAAAAAUGUCAUCUGAACUUAUCAUAACUCAAGCAGAUGCGGUUUGGAGAAUGAAGUCCCCCAAAAGUACGGCUCGCAGACUCUUCUUAAACCAACUCAGAAUCACUUUUGGACGUUUAUAUUUUAGCAUUUUGAUGGAAUUUCAAAAGACCUGUUCGGGGUUUUUUUUCUUCUUCUUUAUUUUUUUCAGUGCAACCUGCCAGAUCAAACACCUGCCUGCCUCAGCACAAGAACUCUGGUGAAAUUGAAGCACAAAUUUCACUUGCGUAGAGCCACUCGCCUGCAACGUUUCAUCUAAAGAGGAGACCGCCUACAGCUUUUGAGCGGAACGUUUCAAGUUCACUUCUGUUUCUUUAUUAAGGCUCAUCUCUUCUCUCUUCUCUUCUCUUAACCAUUUGUACAGUUUUAUCAGAAUACGUUUUUGUGCAAUAGUUAUUCUUCCUUGAACUCAGCUAAUUAUUGAUACUUUGCAGUGACAUCACGUCGGGGGUGUUCAGCAUAUGUGUGUAUGGAGGGAUAUUCAGCAGUUACCACGGUGACACAAUGCACACAUUAGUAAACACAGCCUGAUAAGGUUUAGAUUAGACGAAAAAAUACAAAAUUGAUUUAAAGAGCACAUUUUCAGGAGCCUGUGGUCAGUCCGAGCGUUCAGUCCCAGAUUAAACCUUCCAGACCUAAAGGCAAUUUUAGUAAAUUUUUCCUUGCCUGGAUUUUUUUCUUAAUUUUGUUAUUAAAACGCUCCCUUUUACCCCCUAAUGAAGUGUUAAACAUCUUUUUUUUUUUUUUUUUAAGUACAACCUGUUAUUUCCACAGUCUGCUUCUGUAGUUGUGUCAUAUCACUGAAAUUAAAAAUUAUAAGACCAGAAAUACAAAUGAAAAAGGAAAACACUCUUAGAAGCUUAAUUUAGGGCCUUAGCUACAAAAGUGCAAAAUAUCAAGUCUGUAAGUCAGAGGUCUCCAACCUGUAGCUCUCCGCUCCCUUCCAAGUAGCUCACCAAGGGAUUUCUGAAUUAUACGUAUUGUACUGAAUAACUCAAAUUUGAUUAAUUACCAUUGUUAAUGUGUUAUUUUGAACUUUGUGUUCUAAUAACUGAAUAAUGAUCUUAGGUUUUAUAGGCGUCUAACUGUACAACACUAAGACUUGUCCUCUUAUAUCCACUCAAUUUUGUGUGACCACUAAAAUGAGCUGCUCUCCAGCAUUUUCGUUUUGUGAAAGUAACUCAUUGGACUCAAAAGGAGAUCUCUGCAUUAAGUAAACAAAAAAAGAUCCUAAUAAUAAUAAAUAAUAAUGCAUUAUUUUUAUACAGCACUUUUAUGGACACUCAUAGACGCAUUACAGAUCAUUAUUCAGUCACUCCAGACCCAGUGGUGGUAAGAUACUAUUGUAGACUGACGGAAGCGAGGCUGCCAAUCUGCACCACCAGUCCCUCCGACCACCACCAUCACUCACACACACUCCACUUUCAUAUUAGGCAAUGUGGAUGAAGUGCCUUGCCUAAGGACACAAUGACAGCUUUUACGACUGCCGGCCUACUGUGGCACCUGAUUUUCCCAGUGUCUCCCAUCCAAGUACUAACCAGGCCCGGCCCUGCUGAGCAUCUGAGAUCUGAUGGGAAAAGUUCCUAUUGGACACUCAUUUUCCCUACACUCGUCCUAUCCUACGUCCCUGUACUCAUAAUAAUGCCGAAAAUAUGCUCAGAAAGUCGCAAGUCUCAGCUUUUCAAGAGAAAAAAAAUACAUUUCUAUCUUUUAUGGUUGGAAAGUUAUAUUCGGUUAUAUACAGUAAAUAUUCCGAAGUAUCAUGUACGAUACCUUUGGUCUGGAAGGGUUAAUAUUUAAUAGAUCUAGAUUUAAUAGACAGAGCAGUCCCUACAGUUAGCAUCACACCCUUGGGGAACGAGGAUGACAUCAGCUGCAAAGUAUCAAUAACAAUCAAACUUAAGGGUUCACUACAUGGGGCACUUGCAGAUGCUUUUCCUAGCAUGAAAUGUUCCGCCGUAUGGCAUUAAUCUAAUCUAUGUUGCAUUCAUUCAGUUCAUCUUGUCGUAACCGCUCAGAAUGACCUCGAAAAAUAUGGUUUGUGGGCUGCGUCUCCACAGAUCUGAACCUGGUCUUGUAACUCCUCUCCACAUUUAGAUUAGAUUUAGAUUAAAGGGACAGUUCAGAAUUUUGGACAUAGGACCUCAUUCCCUAGUGAGCCAGAGUGCUGUAGAUGUGUGAAGACACUUUUUUGAAAUAUU